Molecule: messenger RNA, 532 nt
Organism: Bursaphelenchus xylophilus (pine wood nematode)
Lineage: Eukaryota; Metazoa; Nematoda; Chromadorea; Rhabditida; Aphelenchoididae
Source: the annotation of a GenBank genome assembly
AUGGUCUUACCCAAGUGGGGGAAGCUCUUGGAAUCAAAAGGAUUCAAAUUUAGGACGACUGCAAAAUGUGAGUCGCAUAACGAAUAUGUUUUCUUUUCCUUUUGAGGUAUCACCGUGUCAUCAAUAAUCCUAUGAUUUUAUUUUAGGUCAUUCCGCUUAUGAAUUGAUGCACCGGUACGAUGUGAAACUUGAAGACUUCUGCUCAGCCGAUCCUGUUGCUUUCAAAAGUGUGGAAGAUCUGGUCGGAAAUGAGGAUAUUGAAGAACGCCUCAGAUUGGAUGGAUUGUACUCGCUUCAACAUGAAAGAUACAUGAGACAAAUGGAGGAAAUGAAGAAGGAAAUGUCGGCAGAAUUACCGGAAGACCUGGACUACACAAACAUCGAGGUGUUGAACUUGGAAUGUCGAGAGAAAUUGGACUCGCUAAGGCCGUUGAACUUGGCUGCGGCCUCCAGAAUCGAAGGGAUGACACCAGAGGGACUUAUUGCACUUCUCAGAUAUGUGAAAAGCAAUAAGCAGAGAGCUAGGGAAUGA